Calypte anna (Anna's hummingbird) is the source of this 3289-nucleotide messenger RNA. RefSeq names its product family with sequence similarity 133 member B (gene FAM133B). Lineage: Eukaryota; Metazoa; Chordata; Aves; Apodiformes; Trochilidae. The record is from RefSeq and is a predicted model, not a curated record. The coding region runs from base 215 to 964 and encodes 249 amino acids. The transcript has 11 exons.
GAGGCGCUUGGGGCGGCGAGGGCCGUGGAGGCGCCGCCGCGGCCCCGGCAGGCGGCGCUACGUGGCCGCCGCCAUCACCGCUCCCCGCAGCUCGGCGCCUGCUGGGUUCCGAGCAGAGCCGGGGCGGCUGCGGAGCGGCUUCCCGGGUGCGAGGAACGGGCCCUGGGCUGGGCUGAGGUGACGGCGGGAGGCGGCGCAGGGCCUCGGCGGCACCAUGGGGAAGCGGGACAACCGGGUGGCUUACAUGAAUCCCAUAGCUAUGGCCAGAGCUCGAGGUCCUGCCCAAACUUCAGGACCAACAAUACAAGACUACUUGAACAGGCCAAGACCAACAUGGGAAGAAGUGAAAGAGCAAUUAGAAAAGAAAAAGAAAGGAUCCAGGGCCUUGGCUGAGUUUGAAGAAAAGAUGAAUGAGAAUUGGAAGAAAGAACUGGAAAAACACAGAGAGAAAUUGCUGAGUGGAAGCGAGAGUUCCUCCAAAAAGAAAGAGAAAAAGAAAAAGGAAAAGAAGAAAUCUAAUAGGUUGUCUUCAUCUUCCUCUUCUUCAUCAAGCUCUGAUUCUUCCAGCAGUUCAUCUGAUUCAGAAGAUGAGGAUAAAAAGCAGGGGAAGAAACGAAGGAAGAAGAAAUACCGCUCUUCACGGAAAUCUUCAACAAGUUCAAGUUCUGAAUCCGACUCAGACAGCAAGGACAGCACAAAAAAGAAAAGGUCAAAGGAAGAUUAUGAAAAAGAGAAGGAAGGCAAAAAUCACCGCAGGAAGAGGAAGAAAUCUGAUCGUGGUGAUGGACCUUUAUCAUCAGAAUCCUUGUCAGAAUCAGAUCAGACAGAGGAGGUGCAAGCAAAAAAGAAGAAAAAUAAUGAGGAAAAAGAGAAAACAGAUAAAACAAAAAAGAGAAAGAAGCACAAGAAACACGGUAAAAAGAAGAAAAAGAAGACUGCUGGUUCAAAUUCAAAUUCAGAAUAAUAUUUAAAAAAACACAAGACUAUCAACAGAAGUGCAAUGACUAAAGGAAAUUUAAACUGUGAAAUGACAGCAAACUUCACCAAACUGCAUGAGUUUUCCUGUGUUUUAGAACUAUUCCUAAACUUUCAGUAGCCAGCCAGAUGCAGCUGUGCUGGGAAAGAACAUUGUUAUGGCUCCUGCUUAAUACAUGAGGUACACCUUUUAUAAAAUACCAAUUAGCAGUUUUAGAUGUUUGAAACAGUGUGAGAUGGUUCUCCAGCUGGGGUGUAUAAUAUUGGAAAAUAAGAGUUAAAUUUUUUAGAUAGUAAAAGUAGUCUUCUAAAGCAUUAGUAAUAGUCUUUAUUUGUAAAUCAGGACGAAUAAAAUCCCAGGUUCAUCCUGCAGGUUAAUAUUAUACAUAAACUAUUACAAGCUGGUGUCUGCUAGUGGCAUUUACAAAAUGGGAAAAUAAUGAUGACAUUAAAAACGCUGCCUUUGUAGAAAUGUUUAUUAUCUGCCCCAUUACUGUCUUCAUGCUUAUGAGAAAGGGAAUGCUACUGUUUUUGCUAACUGAAUAGGGUGCCUUUGCCUUUGAUUCUUGCAAAUCUCUGCUACUCUAAAUCCUUGCAGCAUCUGUGAUUCUAAGGAAGCCAGAACCAUGGUCAGCAGUUCUGGGCUUCUGAGCAUGUGCUUCUGCAUUAAGCAAGAGCAAUGACAUUUUGCAGUAUAACUGACGUUCAAAACCUGAAGAUUUUACCUCUGCUUCUUUAAAAUAGUGAUAGAUCUUUGCUAGUAAAUAUGCGUAUUUCAUUUAAUGUAAUUUUGGUUUAGUUGAACACUUCUUGCAAACACUGGUAGCUUUCUUUGCUUUAUCCUUAGAAUUGUUUUGCAUGAUUUGUACCAUUUUUAAAUUAACAAAAUACAGGUAAUCAUUUGUUGUAACCAGUUCUAUGAGUUAUGUUCCCUAGUUCUAUGAAUUAUGUUCCAUGUGCAGAGUUUCAUGUUUGUAUUUAGUUAUUAUAGUUAAUUCAUUGCUGUGUUUUAAGUGCACACUUGCUGAAGAUAUUUAGCAUGUAAAAAGCAGGGUUUUGAUACCUUAACAGCUUCAUAUUGAAGCUGAUUUUACUCUAAGCAAGUUCAGUGGCAGAUCUGUUACGUGAUGUGUCUUGUUAGAUAAAAAAAAACUACUGCCAGAAUCUCAUUAAAGAUACUGUUUAAACAGUUUGUAUUUAUAUUUUUGUACUUGAGGGCUACAGAAUGUUGACCUAAAUCAUAAAGCUGUUUUACUUUAAAUUAGUUGCUUUUAAAACUGGAAAAAAAAAAAAAAAAGCUUUUAUAAAUUACAUGUGCACACAAGAAAACACAAGCAACCAUUUGAUUUUAGUUUUUAUGUGAAAUUCUCAUUAGAUCUUCCACUGAAGUACCCAUUGCUGGGCCUCCUGUUAGCUUUUAGCUGCCCAUCCAUCCUCAGUGGUCAACUACAGAUGGCACUUUUGAUCCACCCGUUUUUCAUUGUGCAGGUGCUAACUUAGAACUUACCUCUCUUGCAUGUUUCGAAUAUUAUAUUGCCAAGAAUUUCUAGAACCUUGAAACCCUCAUUAUUUGACUGCAAACCAUUACUAAAAACUGAGGGAGAAAGGUGAUUUUAUAUUGUCAUUCCACAGGAAAAAUUACUCUUCAAGUUAAGUUCUUGGGAAGAUACAACCAUUGACUUGCAACACUGUCCUUCUAAACCAUAGUAAGAAUAUAUGUUACCAGUUGUAGACACUGUUUUGUCAGUGAGGUUAAACUAAAGGCAAGAUGGAGUGAACAGUAGGGGUUUGGUUUGGGGGUUUUGUUUGGUUUUGUUGGGUUUUUUUAGGUUGUGGUGGUGCGGUUUUGGUAAAAGAACUUGUAACGAACCGUAGCAUAAAUACUCUGUCCUGUGUGAUAUUUUAUUUGACUUCUACACAACUACCUGCAACAGAAGAAAAUAAAAAUGGAAAUGCCAGUCCCUGUCUUCCAAAUACAUAAAUAAGCCAGUAUGUCAUUUUAAUUGUCUGAAUAUAACUUUGUUCUGAUCAUCUGUGUGUGCUUGAAGUGCUGCUGUCAUGCUCUGGAAGUGAUGUAGCUGCUCCAUGGGGUUCAUCGGCAAAGCUGCUUCAGUACUGGUAGUGAAAUGUUUCUGUUUCCAGUACCAUAACAAAUACAUAGUGACUGACUCCUCUUGCAUCCUCUUCUAUUCCUGGAGGAAGAGUGAAGUCUGCUCACUUCAGCUUUCCUGGUUUGUACACUCUGAGUCCCUGAGGGGUGCUGUGGGUGUGAGGAGCCACUGGGCAGCCUCUUCCAGUUUGAGUAGUGGGACCA